GAGGUCCUGAGCCUAAGCCAUCGUUCCCUCCAUUAGAGGUAUUCAGCCUAAGGCACCGACGCCCCCAUUGGAGGUCCUGAGCCUAAGCCAUCGUUCCCUCCAUUAGAGGUAUUCAGCCUAAGGCACCGACGCCCCCAUUGGAGGUCCUGAGCCUAAGCCAUCGUUCCCUCCAUUAGAGGUAUUCAGCCUAAGGCACCGACGCCCCCAUUGGAGGUCCUGAGCCUAAGCCAUCGUUCCCUCCAUUAGAGGUAUUCAGCCUAAGGCACCGACGCCCCCAUUGGAGGUCCUGAGCCUAAGCCAUCGUUCCCUCCAUUAGAGGUAUUCAGCCUAAGGCACCGACGCCCCCAUUGGAGGUCCUGAGCCUAAGCCAUCGUUCCCUCCAUUAGAGGUAUUCAGCCUAAGGCACCGACGCCCCCAUUGGAGGUCCUGAGCCUAAGCCAUCGUUCCCUCCAUUAGAGGUAUUCAGCCUAAGGCACCGACGCCCCCAUUGGAGGUCCUGAGCCUAAGCCAUCGUUCCCUCCAUUAGAGGUAUUCAGCCUAAGGCACCGACCCCCCCCAUUGGAGGUCCUGAGCCAAAGGCACUGUCUCCCCCUCCCCCCCAUUAGAGGUCCUGGCCAUAUGCCUCAUGUCAGAGUCUGAAUAGCGACCCUUAAAGCGCCCUAAGAAACCGUGAAGACCUGAGAAAGGGCAGGGCCGGCUCCUGGCUCAUGAUUUCAUUCCACCACUCUGGUUUUGGAAAGCGACACAGCCCUUUCAUAUUUACAUGUGACACAAGUCUGUAUAAAAGAGACGGGAAUGACAUUUCACAAAGCCGCCUGCUACCUUCCCCGGUUGGGCAGUCUCCUGCUAGAAUGAAGAACAUCAACUUGUCCUUCGCAGCCUGUGGGUUUCUGGGCAUCUACCACUUGGGGGCAGCAUCGGCAUUGCACAGACACGGCGCUAAACUCCUGAAGGAUGUCAAGGGUUUCGCAGGGGCUUCUGCUGGAUCCUUGGUUGCCACGGUUUUGCUAACUGCACCGGAAAAGAUAGAGGAAUGUAACCAGUUUACCUACAAGUUUGCGGAAGAAACCAGAAGGCAGGCUUUGGGAGCAGUGACCCCAGGUUAUGACUUCAUGGCCCGAUUGAGAAGCGGAAUGGAGUCGAUUCUUCCUUCCAACGCACACGAGCUGGCCCAGAAUCGACUGUACGUAUCCAUCACCAAUACCCAAACCAGAGAGAAUUACCUGGUGUCCACGUUCUCCUCCAGGGAAGACCUCAUUAAGGUUCUCUUGGCCAGCAGCUUCAUCCCCGGGUACGCAGGCCUGAAGCCGGUGGAGUACAAAGGACAGAAAUGGGUGGAUGGAGGUCUCACCAACAGCCUCCCCGUUCUGCCCGAGGGACGCACCGUGACCAUCUCCCCUUUCAGUGGACGGCUGGACAUCUCCCCACAAGACAAAGGGCAGCUGGACCUCUACAUUAAUGUCUCCAAUCAGGAUAUAAUGUUGUCUCUGGCCAACCUGGUGAGGCUCAACCACGCCCUGUUCCCACCGAGGAAGAAGAAAAUGGAGUGCCUGUACAAAUGUGGUUUCGAUGAUGCCGUGCACUUCCUGCGGAAGGAAAACUGGUUUGAAUAAGGCACCUCAAUGGCUGCUCCCACAGCAUCUCUCCAUGUAGCCCAGGCUGGCCUCAAACUCAUGAACCUUGUUCCUCAUUAUCUCAAGUACUAGAAUUUAGUGCUGUGUGCCACCACGCCUCCUAAUUAAAUUCUGAAAAAAAAGUA
Molecule: messenger RNA, 1759 nt
Organism: Nannospalax galili (Upper Galilee mountains blind mole rat)
Lineage: Eukaryota; Metazoa; Chordata; Mammalia; Rodentia; Spalacidae
Gene: Pnpla4
Product: patatin like phospholipase domain containing 4
Exons: 7
Coding region: 708-1613 (301 amino acids)
Biological process (GO): lipid homeostasis; triglyceride catabolic process
Cellular component (GO): membrane; cytoplasm; lipid droplet
Molecular function (GO): triacylglycerol lipase activity; retinyl-palmitate esterase activity
Source: RefSeq, a predicted model, not a curated record